Encephalitozoon romaleae SJ-2008 is the source of this 423-nucleotide messenger RNA. Its product is annotated as calmodulin. Gene Ontology annotation, cellular component: myosin II complex. The record is from RefSeq and is a predicted model, not a curated record. The transcript has a single exon. Gene Ontology annotation, molecular function: calcium ion binding. Lineage: Eukaryota; Fungi; Microsporidia; Unikaryonidae. Bases 1 to 423 code for a protein of 140 amino acids.
AUGGAAGAGAUGAAACGCCUUCAAAAGGUUUACCAAUUAUUUGCAGAAUCACCUACGGAAAGAGUUCCCACAGAGAGGCUUGGAGAUAUUCUAAGAUUUGCAGGAUAUAUCAUAUCUGAAGGUUAUGCAGGAGAGCUUAUGGCUUCUAUUCCUGGAGAAAUGUUUGAUUUCAACCAAUUGGUAGACAUAUGUGAAAGAAUCAGAGAAAGGGAAAUAACACGUGAAGAGCUGCAGAAAUCCUUCAGAAGAUUGGAUGUAGAUAACACAUCGCACAUCGAUGCUGGAAAGCUGGUACAGAUUCUCUCUUGUGGGGAGAAUAAAUUUACUGAGGAAGAGAUCGAAGAGCUCUUGAACAUCCUAAGUCCUGAUGGUGAUGGAAAGAUCUGCUACGAUCUAGUCAUUAAGAACAUAUUUGGAUAUUAA